AUGGCCAAAACCUCUGCAGCAUCAAGAGUAUUCUCAAUUUCCGAGCUUCUCCACGACAUUUUAUCUUAUCUUCCACAGUCUUGCCUAUUAGUUACAGUACCACUCGUCUGUAAAGAUUGGGCCACAGCCCUCACCUCACCGGGUCUUGAAAGAGCUCUAUGGUUUCGACCUGCGACACAUAAUGGGCCCUCGACAUGGUCAAGUCUGCUAGAAAAACAGUUCGGUAUAUUCUUUGACUUCAGUCUUCUAUCAAAUGGCCACGUACUCGACUCAUCCGCAUUUGAUGCACUACCUUGGAAGCAGAAUCUCGACGCAUUCAAGAGAGCAGAUGCAAGUUGGCGUGAUAUGCUCGUAUUCCAACCACCCUGCUACCACUUUGCGAUAGAGAGGAUUAAGCAUGAUCGAGGUGGACUUAUGCACGAGACAGUUACUCUUCCCUGUCCAGAUGGCCUUAGAAUGGGGAUGGUCUGGGAUAUCGCCCAAGAAUGGUGCUUACGACGGAAACAUUGGAUACAAAUGACUGGUCCCGAGGUUGAGAAAGAGUACCGAAACCCUGAGCUUGGAUAUUCUGAACGAAUGGUUCCAAAGAUGAUACUACACUGGCAUAUAACUUGUCCUCGUCGAGGUUCCCAGCCCAGUUUAGAAGAUGACUGGUCGAAUGAUCAAACGCACCUAACCGUCGAAAUUGAUAUUCGAACACUUCUUGCUCGGACAAUCUCCCUAAAUCACUCGAAAAUGCUCAGAACACCAUCACCCAAAACCAGACGUCCUCGGAUGUACAAACCCUUGAAACUCUUAUCUGUACCCGAUUACCUCAAAUCACACGAAUCUUCGGGAACCGUACCCAAUGUUACCGACAACGUCCAAACUGUCCCUUCCUUGGCCGACAGACUGGAAUUAUUCUUUAGUAAAAUCCAGCACUUCGAAACUUUCUCCCGAAACUUCAAAAUGACCAAACUCCAAACCAUAAUCGAUGACCCCCUGCUAGAUCCCAAGUCUAAAAGCGACGCCCUUGAAACAGAAACUGCCCUGCAAGAAGAAGCUGCUUUACAAAAGAAGUCAGCCUCAGAAGCGGCCAGAAGAAUCGAAAACAUAUCUUCCAACCACACAUCAUUCAUCAGCCCCAAUGAUUUUGUAGGUCAUGAGCAAAGAUUCUGGGCGACAUAUUACGCCCUAGUCUCUGGUAUCCCGCUUGUCGAUCCGACCAAUAUCAAAGAGCGAAAAGAAGAUGAACCCUGGGACAUGCUUGGCGGUGUUCCUUUCGUGGGUACUUUGUCUAUUCCAAAGCCGAAACCAGGCGUAAACUCUGAAACGUUUGAGUAUGCUUUCCUCAAGCAUCGCGCAAGCAUGGCUUUGCAGAUACUCGCAAAACGGAUCUUGAAGGCCAUAUUCACCAGAUACUCCGAGUUUAAGGUAUAUUGGCAGGUAGUUAAAAAUAAUUCCGACCCGAAGAUUAUAGAGGAGUUUCAUGAUAUUUUGUUUUUCGAGCAAGACUUGAGGCUAAAUUUGAUGAAUCGAAUUUAUUUCAUUGGCACGAUCUGUCUCGAAAGGAGUGUUCUCAGUCUAGUAGGAUCGGAUUUAGGAGGCUAUUGGGAAAUAAUGUCCAAGAUUAGGACUCCGGACGUAAUGGAUAUCGAGGUUACUUCUCAAAAGAUGGACUUUGAGUGGACUUCACAGGCUGAAGUACAUCCUGAAUUUGAAAUCGCUUCGGAUACGCGUAACAGAAGAUAUUCUUCCGAGAAAUCCUCUACACACGCACAUAAGAAGAUUAAGCUUGUGAAGGUUCCAGAGGACUGUACUGUAGAUUCUUUUAGAUGA
This is a messenger RNA of Sclerotinia borealis F-4128, 1818 nucleotides long. The record is from the annotation of a GenBank genome assembly. NCBI's taxonomy places the organism in Eukaryota, Fungi, Ascomycota, Leotiomycetes, Helotiales, Sclerotiniaceae.